AAUCCACCAUUUUUCCAUUAACAACGCGUCUUUUUCAAUUUUCCUGUAAACCUUCAUGCAAAUAAAACGUUGGAUGUUAUUUAAUUUUUGAUUAAGAAAGUAAAAAUAUAAAACACUGAAUUCUACAAAAUUUAAUUAGUAAAAGUUCAUGUAGUAAAUACGUGCUCUACGAUAAAACCGUUUUACGAAAAAAAAAAAAAACGAUUAUUUUUGUGUACAAUUGUUUUUGGUAGUAGUAGUGACAAUUAGUCAAGAUGGUGGGCAAGCUUCAUAAAAAGAAAAUAUCAGAAUACGCGGAAGCUGCCGAAAAUGAAGAAAAGCAGCAAAAUGAUGAAAAAGCCGACGAGGGCGAGGAAACAAUUGAAGAUAAAGAUGACGAUCAAGUUAGUGGCAGUGAAUCGGACACUGGCGAUGGCGCCAAUAACGAAAACAAUAAAAGCAGAGAUUCAAUGACCAAUAAUGAAGAGACUGCUGGCGAUGAGACCGGCGACAACGAGGACGAGGACAAGCUACCGGAUUCCAACGAUCCAGAAGAUAGCGAACCUGAAAAUGGUAAAAAAGGGAAAAAACGAAAAGCGGCGGAAAGAGCAGCAAGAAAAGACGGUGCUACUGAAGAAGACAGCGAUGAUGAGCCUUUAAACGGUACAGUAAAUCCAAAAAAGAAAGGGAGAAAGAGCGCGACUAACAGUGGCGGCGGCAGCAAAGGUAAAAAAAACAUGAAAAGUGGCGGUAAAGGUAAGCAGUCAAAAAAGUCGGCGCCUAAAGUAGACGACGAAGAAGAGGAAGAAGCAGAGUACGAAGUGAAAGAUAUUGUAGGUCACAAAAUCGAACGUGGCAUUUCAUAUUUUCUUAUACGUUGGAAAGGGUAUACUAAAGAUGAUGAUACAUGGGAGCCAGAAGAUACAUUAAAUUGUCCGGAUAUUAUAGACAAAUAUAAGAAAAAGCAAGCCAUAAAUUCACCUAAAAAAGGUGGAUCGCCCGCCAAAAAAGGCAAGGGUAAUGCAAAAAAUAUUUCAAUCAAACCUAAAGAGGAUCCGAAUAAGGAAUGGGAAGUCGAGAAAAUUAUAGAUUAUGCCGAGGAGAAAGCUGGUAGAGUAUUCCGUAUACGCUGGAAGGGUUUUGGACCGAAGCAUGAUACUUGGGAACCAGAAAAAAAUCUUAAUUGUAAUGAUAUCAUACAAAAGUUUAUGAAACGGAUGAAAUCGCAAGAAAAUGUCUCCUUUAAAGAACUGCGUGAAGAACCCAAGAAAACCAAGCGUUUGGUUAACGAGACAGCGUUGCGUACCAAUUUAAACAAUCCAAUUGGGCGUAAAUCAAAACGAUCCUCAGCUAAGAAGCGGUUAAUGAACAUAAAUAGUGCACUGAUAUAUACCAGCGCAUAACAGAAACCGCAUUGCCAUUUCAUACGCCUUCUAGACGCCGCUGGCCUAGUUUUAACAUUCGAACGAGAGCGUGUGGCACUGUCUCAUGUGAACGAUGCAAUAACCACAGUUAUUUUUUUUCAUCAGCAAAUGGUGCCGGAUUUAAAAAGACUCGGAUCGAGCUGAAUGAACGCUUUUCUGCGUUAUUUUUUUAAAAUUUCUUUGUUAAGUAAACUUGAAUGUAGUUUCUGAAGAAAAAAUAGAUCUUGAUCGUUUGGAUAGCAGUAUAAGAGUUUUAAUAUAAAUUAAAGGCAUUCUUCUCGAUCUCUCUUAAUAAAUUUUCAAUAAUUUAUUUUUGAAAAAUUUAGGAACAAGCAAACUGUCGAUCGAAUAACCGAUUCAAACAUUAGUUCCAUUAGCAAUAAAAACAAAAAA
Molecule: messenger RNA, 1796 nt
Organism: Glossina fuscipes
Lineage: Eukaryota; Metazoa; Arthropoda; Insecta; Diptera; Glossinidae
Product: chromodomain-helicase-DNA-binding protein 1
Exons: 4
Coding region: 255-1382 (375 amino acids)
Biological process (GO): chromatin organization; negative regulation of transcription by RNA polymerase II
Cellular component (GO): pericentric heterochromatin
Molecular function (GO): chromatin binding
Source: RefSeq, a predicted model, not a curated record